This is a messenger RNA of Rhagoletis zephyria (snowberry fruit fly), 1281 nucleotides long. RefSeq lists its product as uncharacterized. Lineage: Eukaryota; Metazoa; Arthropoda; Insecta; Diptera; Tephritidae. The record is from RefSeq and is a predicted model, not a curated record.
GUAAUAAAAAAUAUAAAUCAAAAGGAGGAUCGUUUCUAAGUUUAAAUAAAACUAUGGAGUACAAAUGGAUUACUCAGAAUCAGUGUAUUAGGAUUCUUCCUGUUAGUACGCGUGCAAUCGGGUUAAAUAUAAGAAUACUAGCCGCAGAUCUUAGUCGACUCGACAUAUUCCCCGGAGUUGAGGAUUUCAGUGACCGGAUUUAUAAAUUGACCAAUGCACUAUACCGCAUCUCACUACUCCAGUUCGAUCUGAAGCUGGCUGGAGCUAUGGAGGGGCAACAUUCCAAAAAUUUCGACAACCAUGGAUUCGAAGAUAUAUUUGUGCCUGAGUCUUACCGUCACGCCUUGGAAGGUAUGGGAGCAGGCUUCGCUCCGUUGAUAAAGAUUUUAUCAGGAAUCGGGUUUUUUAAAAAGGGUGGAAUGUCGUUUCUACCUAAACAUCCCCGUCUACUUAAAGGAAGUUGCAGCCCUAUUUAUGUGCGAUUUUCAAAUCUCCGCUACGUGGUCACUCAGUUGUCCCGUAAUUCGCGAAAUCAAAAUCCUAUAAGACGAAAGUUUUACAAAUACAAUCCAAUACCUGGUGCACGAUGGGACUUCAGUACAACGAAAACACAUUCCGUUCGGGGUAGAAAACUUAACCCAGCCCCCGUGUUGGAAAACCCCAACGAUAUAAUGCCGGAUAAUUAUUCCAUAAAUCUUCUUCGCGAUGAUAUAGCACUUGUUGCUGAUUGUAUUGAAAAGAUCGGAAGUAAAUAUCCUCAAUAUAUUAGCAGCAGGGGCAUUGACUUUAAGGCUAACGGAUUAAUAUCACAGAUUGUUUCAACGUCGAUUGCUGAACUACGCUGCCCAACUUACCCAACAACUGGAAAACCGGAGACCAUCGUAACUGAAUAUCACCCAUUUUGGGCACCAAUAAUACUGUCUGAUGAGGAAUUCUGCCUGGGGAUUUGGUACUUGAUGGGCGAGACCGGGGAUGAUAAAAAGUCUUUGGUUGCCCCUUGGAACAAUAAUUUAAGGAGCUAUGAAGCAGGAAUCGCUGAGGAACACGAUGAGUACGUUUCGGAAUUUCAUCCAGGUUUUUUUAAUUUUUUAAUGACGACUUAAAGAAGAAACCUAAAUAAAUAAUAUUUGCACCAUGAGGUAAUGUCGCAUUUGAAAUAGCUAGGGGAGAAUCAAAUGCUAAUUCAACCGCAUUUGGAAAUGACUAAUACGAUACAUCUACACAGCCCUUUUUUCUCGUACAAAUUUGCUCCCAAAAAAAACCGAAAGAUAUUUUAAGAUA